Prunus avium (sweet cherry) is the source of this 1224-nucleotide messenger RNA. The record is from RefSeq and is a predicted model, not a curated record. Lineage: Eukaryota; Viridiplantae; Streptophyta; Magnoliopsida; Rosales; Rosaceae.
AUGACAUACGACGUCUUCCUGAGUUUCAGAGGCGAGGACACGCGAUUCAACUUUACUGAUCAUCUGCACAGUAAUUUGACUCGGAAGGGAAUUAGAACCUUCAUAGAUGAUGGUCUUAAGAGAGGGGAAGAAAUAUCACCGGCCCUUCUCAGAGCGAUCGAAGAGUCGAAGAUUUCCAUCAUCGUGUUCUCCGAAAACUAUGCAUCUUCGAAGUGGUGCUUGGAUGAACUGGUCAAGAUCCUUGAGAGUAAAGAAACAAGGGAGCAAAUAGUUUGGCCUGUUUUUUACAAGGUGAAUCCGUCGGAUGUACGGCAUCAAAGGGGCAGUUUCGGUCAGGCACUUGCUGACUAUGAAUGCGAGUUCAAAGAUGACAUGGAGAAGGUGCAAAGAUGGAGGAGAAGUCUUACGAAAGCAGCCAAUCUGUCCGGAUGGUGUUUCGUCAAUGGGCAUGAGUCAAAAUUUAUUGACAAUAUCGUUGAAGCGAUUUCAUUACAAGUAUUAAAUGAUGCGUAUUUGGAUGUAGCAAAGUACCCAGUUGGAAUAGAGUCUCGUGCGCGCGAGAUACAUAAGCUUUUGGGCGUUGGAGGAAACGAUGUUCGCAUGGUAGGGAUAUGGGGCACUGGUGGAAUAGGUAAGACAACAAUUGCUAAAGCUGUUUAUAAUUCCAUCGCCCAUAUGUUUGAAGGUAGCUGUUUUCUAGAUGAUGUUAGAGAAAGAUCAAUGCCGUAUGGAGGCUUAGUCAAACUACAAAGUAUUCUUCUUUAUGAGAUUCUAGGGGUGAAAGAAGUAAAGGUGACCAAUGUUGACAAAGGAAUCAAUGUGAUAAAGAAAAUGUUGAAUGGUAAGAAGCUUCUCUUAGUUCUUGACGAUGUGGAUCAAUUGGACCAAUUAAACAAAUUAGUUGGAAGGUCUGAUUGGUUUGGUUCAGGCAGCAGAAUUGUUCUAACGACAAGAGAUAAGCAUUUGCUAAUUGCUCAUCAAGUCAAUCUAAUAUAUGAGGUUGAGAAGUUAGAUCAUUAUGAGUCCUUAAAGCUCUUCACCAGUUGGAAUUCAUUUUCAAGAAAUGGACACUUAAAAGAUGAUUAUGCGAAACUUGCAAACAAUGUAGUAGACUAUGCUCAAGGUCUUCCAUUAGCUCUGAUGGUUUUGGGUUCACAUCUAUGUGGUAGAAGUAUAGAUCAAUGGAAAUAUGCAUUAGAUGGUUACAGAAGAGUUCCUAACUGA